AGUAUUUAACGUUAUUCUAACUACAAAAAACUUAAAAGAAUUUUUUUAUUUUGUUAUCGUAACCCGGUAAAGGGGAAAGCCCAAGACCGGGUAUGGCCGGUAGAAAAUGGGCGGCAUCAAUGAAGUCACUGCACUAAAGAAUUCCCGGAUAUAUAAUCAUAGGUGUUGUUUGGAUUAGAAAUUUGAUUAUGAGGGAUUUGAGAAGGAUUUGGGUAUAAAUUCCUCAUUUAAAAAAUCAGAGAUUUUAAAUUAAGAAUUGGCCCAAAUGUCUUGUUUGUUUAUAGAUAAGUAAUUUAGACCCAAUAUGUUCAAUGACCAAUUUGCCCCUCCCCCUCCCCCUUCGUCUUCUCCCCAGAUCCACAUUAUCUUCCCCAAUCCCCAGAAAGUCAGAAACCCAUAAACAAAGAAAAAACGAAUGCUCACUUAAAAAAAAACGAUGAUCGGAAAACACAGAAGAAACGACCGUUGCCACCACGGGAACCUCCGAUUUGAGUCGAACACUUGGAACCCAGAUGAAUCUGGCUUGAAUCUGGAGGAUUUUCGGCCCCUUCGAUUCUCUCCUUCCUCAUCUCCCUCUUUCUCCGCUCGUCUCCCAUCGGCGAUUCAGAACCCACCAAUCGUCUCCCACCGGCCGCUUCCAUUCAUCGUCCCCGUCCUCUUCGACCCAUGCGAAGCGCUUCAAGGGGCUGCCGACGCGAAUUCCGAUUCGAAAUCGGCAAUUUGUCUCCCUUCCCCUCGAUCAAUGAUUUCCAGAUUCGGGCCUUCGCCACGAAACAUUCAUCUCUUUCCAUAUUCGUCGACGCCGGAAGAUGGCUUUGGUGAGGUCGACGAGGUUGUCUUUGGGAAGGAUGACUCCGACCGGAGAUUCUGGUCGGGGAGAUGAGGAAGAUAACGUUGGUGGCGAUGCAGUGGAUACGAGGGGCAAUGGUUGAAAAAAAAAUCCAGAGAUUUUGAAAUAGCUGGUGUCUAUUAGCUAUUUUGAAAUUCCUAAAUGUCCAAAAUCUCUCAAUUUUUGGAGUCUUUUCAAACUCAGAAAUUGGAUGAAAUCCAGGAAGGGCAAGGAUUGUGGCAGAAUCCCUCCUCAAAUUUCCUAAUCCAAACGACCCCUAUGAGUAUUGGGUAUCAAAGGGUUAUAGAGGGAAUGAUAUUUACUUAUAAAGUGUCUCAAUUAGU
Messenger RNA from Linum trigynum, 1173 nucleotides. The record is from the annotation of a GenBank genome assembly. Lineage: Eukaryota; Viridiplantae; Streptophyta; Magnoliopsida; Malpighiales; Linaceae.